Salpingoeca rosetta is the source of this 2824-nucleotide messenger RNA. RefSeq lists its product as uncharacterized. Gene Ontology annotation, cellular component: cytosolic large ribosomal subunit; ribosome. The coding region runs from base 134 to 2617 and encodes 827 amino acids. The transcript is spliced from 12 exons. Gene Ontology annotation, molecular function: structural constituent of ribosome; protein binding. Gene Ontology annotation, biological process: cytoplasmic translation. The record is from RefSeq and is a predicted model, not a curated record. Lineage: Eukaryota; Choanoflagellata; Craspedida; Salpingoecidae.
CGUACACCCCUGACCCUGUCUUUGCCUUUGUGUUGGUGAGGGGCAAACACGUACGCAUCACACACGCAAAAAGGAGGGAGUGAGCCAAGCCACGCCCAGUCAGUCACACACGCACGCACCUCAACACGUCAACAUGGGAGAUGCUACGGUCACCGCGCCAUGGCUGCAUGGUGCCAUGUCGCGCGAAGAAGCAGAGCAACUGCUGCGGUCACAGGCGACGCAGAACGGCGACUUCUUCGUGCGAAAGCGCUCCACCGACACAAACGCGGAGGAGUACGUGCUUGUCCUGCAAUACAGCAACAAGCCCACGCACCACCUGAUCCGGAAGAAUGAGGAGGGCUUUUUCCAAAUCAACUCCAAGACAUACAUCAAGUCGUCCUCGCUUGUGGAGGUGAUCGAGGGGCUGAAGAAGAAGGUGCAGGGAUGGCCCAUUCUCUUGCAAAAGGGAAUCGAGAACCCAGAGUACAAGAAGCCGUCCACAGGUGCAGGCAAGACACCAGGGAACAGCGCGCCUGCCGCGCAGAUGUCCAUGCGCAACGGACACGCGAACAGUGUUGACAACGACAAGCAGCAAGCACAACCCACCAUACCGCCCGCGGAUUCUGGCAACGAACCAAACUACGUCUUCGAGCACAUGUCGCGCCAAGAAAGCACCGCCAUGGCCACGGGCAAGCCCGCAGGAACAUAUUUCCUGUACCCGCGCAAGCGUGAAAGCAACGACGAGUUUGUGCUUGUGCUGGUCACCGCAGCGCGCGUCACGCACCACCUCGUGGCCGCUAAGCAAGAUGGCUGGUACAUCAAUCACAAGAAGAUGGGCAUCUUCGACAACCUCUCGGGGUUGGUGGAGUUCCUCUCCAAGCCGCAGCCAUCGAACGUGUGGCCGGUCAAGCUCAUGCACGCCAUGGUGAACCCCAGGGCCAGCACAGCCGCCGCCCAGCCUGCUGUGCCGCAGGAGGCGAAGAACCCGGAGCCGCCACAGCAGCAGCAGCCACAAGAAGAGCAGCCGAAGCAACAGCAACCAAAGCCACAACCGCAGCCACAGGCACCCAAAGAGGCACGGUCACCGUCGCCUCCACCACCACCACCGCAGCAGCAGCAGCAGCAGCAGCAGCAGCAGCAGCAGCAGCAGCAGCAGCAGCAGCAGUCACCAGCAGCAGCUGUUGAGUCCACGCCACCACCAGAGCCAACACCACCAGCACCAGUGCAGUCGCAACCCGCCCCUGCUCCCCAGGUCGCAUCAACUCCAGCGCCCCAGGAGCCAGCGAAACAACAGCAACAGCAACAGCAACAGCAACAGCAACAGCAACAGCAACAGCAACAGCAACAGCAACAGCAACAGCAACAGCAACAGCAACAGCAACAGCAACAGCAACAGCAACAGCAACAGCAUCAAGUGCAGGUGCAGCAAACACACGAACAACAGCAGCAGCGGGAGGUGCAACAGGAGCAGCCAGUGGAGACGCGUGCCGCCGUGUCUGAGCCGCCACCUCAGCAGCAGUCGACACCUGUGCGGGCUGGUGGAAUGGCGGCGGCACCACCGCGGCGCAGCGUGAUCCAACUUGGCGGGCACGGCAACGCAUCAUCCACCGUCGAUGGGAACGGCAUCACCAUGCAGAUGGACAACAACACGUUCCGACGGGCGGCGUCGUCGCCGAUGCAGCAGGCGUGGACCAGCCCAGCCGGCUCGCCACAGAAAGUGUCGACACGGCAUGUGGACAUUGUUGGUCGCCAGGGUUUUGGCAACCACAUCAACGGCACGUACGAGUUCCAGCACGGCGUCGUGUACAACAACAGGCCUGUCUUUAAGCGCACGUUCACGAGCGGGAUGGGCCUCUCCCGCCCAAUUACCAGGGACCUGUUCCUCUACUACGAUGCCGGCAUGCAAGGGUGGUGCAUUGCCGGUGACAUUGGCGGUCAGCCCGUGUUUGCGUGUGUCAACGACUACGCUCAGCGGCCAGAUCACGUCACAGCAACGUGGCUCAUUGCAAACCGACAUGGGAAGUUUGUUAUGGACGAGUACGUCAGAGCAGUGCCGUGCGACCCCAACAUGUCGCCGUUCCGCCGGGCGUUGCGUGCAGGCAAAGAAAUCAACUUCUUCCAGUACCGGUUGUCACAGCUGGAGCUGAAUGAUCUCUGUGCCGAGCUCUCACACUCCCAGUGCCGCAUUGAGCAACUCAAGUUGUACCGCAACGGUCUGACGAGGAACAGUGUGAUUCAAAUUGCCCGCGCCCUCCAGGCCAACAACAGCAUCACCCAUCUCCAGAUUCGAGAGAACGGUGUCGACGACGACUGUGCUGAUGAGAUUGCAGAGGCCAUCCGAAGCAACCACAAACUUCGCCUCUUCUCGCUGCGGCACAACAAGAUCACGAGCCAGGGCGCCAAGUGGUUGGCGGAGGCCGUUCGCUCCAACCGCACACUCGUCGGCCUCUCGUUGCGGGACAACCAGAUUGAUGACCCUGGUGCAGAAAUGUUUGCAGAUGCACUCAAAGUCAACACCACGCUCAAGGGCCUCGCGCUGUAUGACAACAAGAUCAAGCCUACGACCGCGCGCAAGCUGAAGAAGCGCGUGAGCAAGUACUCCUCGUGUUCAUUUGAGAUUCGGCCACCGGCCAUCUGAUCAACCACAAGUCACAUCACACAGCCACACCACACAACAAGGAUAUACCACGACACUUUCGCCAUGACGCUUUCUGACUCUUGUUUGCUUUCACUCGUGUUUCGUUGGAGGCUCUUCAGCCCUCUCGCCCGCUCAUGGUCGAUUGAUUGCAUUGUGCUGACAGUGCAGCGUCAACGCUUUACUUAUCAUACACACGCCGUAACACGA